UUGGGCAAGUGAUGUAGCUACCACUCCUUUGCAUUAUUUCAAUCUCUUCUUCAUCCUCCCAACAAGCUCAACGAUGAACUAAAAACAUAGAAAUUCGAAACCAGAAAAAAAUUAAAAAAAUAAAAAGAAAAUGUUACAUAUUUCAACAAUGGAAAAUCUAAUUGUCCCAUGCAGCUCAAAAGCUCCCAUAGCAGCUAAACCAUCCGAAUUCUCACCAAUCCCCACCAAGUCAACCAUUCCUUUCUCCAAAGAAUCCAGUUCAAAGUACCCAGAUGUCCAUUUGAAUUACCUCUGCAAAAAUGGACGCCUCAGCGAGGCCAUUACAGCUCUAGACUCCAUUGCCCAACGUGGGUCCACGGUAAGACCUAAUACUUUUAUCAAUCUACUCCAGUCUUGCAUUGAUACAAAUUCUAUACACCUGGGUAGGAAGCUACAUGCUCGUAUCGGUCUGGUUGAGUCACCGAACCCUUUUGUCGAGACUAAGCUAGUCAGCAUGUAUGCGAAAUGUGGCUAUUUGGAUGAUGCCCGCAGGGUGUUCGAGCAAAUGCGCAAGAGGAACUUAUUCACUUGGUCUGCAAUUAUUGGUGCGUGCUGUAGAGAGCGAAGAUGGAGGGAGGUUGUGAAGCUUUUCUACUUGAUGAUGGAAGAUGGUGUCGUUCCUGAUCAUUUUUUGCUUCCUAAGAUAUUGCAGGCUUGUUGUCACUGCGGGGAUAUUAGGACAACAAAAUUGAUACAUUCUUUGGCCGUUCGCUGCGGUUUUAGUAGUUCAAUUCGUGUCAGUAAUUCAAUUUUAGCUGUGUAUGCGAGAUUCGGGGAACUGAGUUGGGCAAGGAGGCUUUUCGAAAACAUGGAUGAGAGGGACCGGGUGAGUUGGAAUGCAAUUAUAUCCGGGUAUUGCCAUCAGGGUCAGAGUGAAGAAGCUCAUAGGCUGCUUGACACUAUGACAAAGAUAGGGAUUGAACCGGGUUUGGUAACUUGGAAUAUAUUAAUUGCUAGUUACAACCAGUUAGGGUGUACUGAUGCCGCUAUGGAAUUGAUGAAGAAAAUGGAGAGUUUUGGGAUAAAUCCUGAUGUGUUUACUUGGACGUCUAUGAUCUCUGGGUUUGCUCAAAACAACAAGAGAAGCCAGGCGUUGGAUUUGUUCAGGGAGAUGCUUUUGGCAGGAGUAAAACCAAACGGGAUUACAAUUAUAAGUGCAGUUUCUGCGUGUGCAUCUCUAAGGUCGCUUCAAAAGGGGCUGGAAAUUCACUCUUAUGCCAUUAGGAUUGGUUUCAUUGUUGACAUGCUAGUUGGAAAUUCACUCAUUGACUUGUAUUCCAAGUGUGGGGAACUGGAAGAUGCUCGAAAAGUCUUUGAUAUAGUAAUAGAGAAGGAUAUCUACACUUGGAACUCGAUGAUUGGUGGAUAUUGCCAAGCUGGGUACUGUGGCAUGGCUUAUGAACUAUUCAUGAAAAUGCGGGAAUCAGAUGUACCUCCAAAUGUUAUCACAUGGAAUGCGAUGAUCUCAGGAUAUAUACAGAAUGGAGAUGAGGACGAAGCCAUAAAUCUCUUUCAAAGGAUGGAAAAGGACGGCAAAGUUAAGCGGAAUACAGCAUCUUGGAACUCUCUUAUUUCCGGCUACCUGCAGCUUGGUGAAAGAGACAAGGCACUUGGGAUAUUUCGACAAAUGCAGUCCUACCGUGUUAGUCCCAAUUCAGUUACUAUCUUGAGCGUCUUACCAGCUUGUUCAAAUUUAAUUGCAGCAAAUAAGGUAAAAGAGAUCCAUGGUUGUGUAUUUCGAAGAAACUUAGAGUCUGAACUCCCUGUUGCAAAUUCACUAAUAGACACUUAUGCAAAGUCAGGGAACAUGGAAUAUUCAAAAUCCAUAUUUGAUGGAUUGUCUUCUAAAGAUAUUAUAACUUGGAAUUCUGUUAUUGGUGGUAAUGUUUUGCAUGGUUGUCCGGAUGCUGCCCUUGAUCUAUUUGAUCAGUUGAGGAUUUUGAGACUCAAACCAAAUAGAGGUACCUUUGCUAGUCUUAUCCAUGCAUACAGUCUCUCUGGACAAGUAGACAAGGGGAAGCUAGCUUUUUCUAGCAUUUCUGAGGAUUAUCAUAUUAUACCAAGUCUAGAACAUUAUUCAGCUAUGGUAGAUUUAUAUGGCCGCUCAGGUAGACUUGGAGAUGCAAUGGAGUUCAUUGAAGAUAUGCCUAUCGAACCGGACUCUUCUAUUUGGGUUGCUUUACUUACGGCAUGUAGGAUUCAUAGGAACAUAGGCUUAAUAUUGCAUGCUGGGAACCGUAUACUUGAGUUAGAAUCAGGGAAUUAUUUGAUUUAUCGCCUAUUACUACAGGCAUAUGCUAUAUCUGGUAAGUCCGAUGAUGCUUAUGCUUCAAAACUGAGAAAGCUUGAAAAAGAGAAUGGAAGAAAUAGAUUUGUGGGUCAAUGCUGGAUUGCAGUAAAGAACAGAGUCUAUUCAUUUGAUGCAGGUGAUCGGUCUAAACCAGAUCUAUAUCCUUGGAUACAAAACGUAGCAGCAAAAGUAAGGAAACCCAAUUCUUAUGAUGAUUUCGCCAUUGAGGAAGAAGAGAAGGAAGAUGUGAGUGGUAUCCAUAGUGAAAAGCUUGCAAUUGCAUUUGCCCUUGUUGGCUUCUCAUCUAAGCCCCGAACUAUACGGAUGGUUAAAAACCUGAGAAUGUGUGGAGAUUGCCAUAAGACAGCCAAGUAUAUCUCUGUGGCAUAUGGGUGCGAAAUUUAUCUGAAAGACUCCAAAUGCUUACAUUAUUUUAGUAAUGGGCAUUGUUCUUGUGGAGAUUAUUGGCUUCCAUUCUUGUUCUUUCAACCCUUUCCGUUGUUAGUGGAAACCAGAAUUAGCUUCUUCCACACGAGGGUUGAAAUCUUUGUUUUCUGUGGACAUAAAGAAACACCCUUUUUGGCUUCUCAUAAAUCCCCCACAUUUCUUCCCGUUCUCAGCACACUCAACACUACUCCUUCACAGGUGACCACUCAGAUUCAGACUCAGACUCAGGCUCCUUCACCACUUUUGACCACUAUUCCAAAGAUGGACAAAUUGCUUUCGCAGACUUUUCAUGAUUCAGCCAAGAAACCUGUAACCGUUGGACCGUGGGGAGGCGACGAUGGUGUUGCCUGGGAUGACGGAAUUCAUUCAUCGGUGAAGCAGGUGGUGAUAACUUAUGGAACGGCCAUUGAUUCCAUUCAGUUUGAAUAUGACGAUAAUGGAAACUCCAUUUGGUCAGAGAAGCAUGGUGGACGUGGAGGUUACAUAACAGACAAGGUUAAUCUUGAUUGCCCAAAUGAAUUCUUGACCUCAAUUCAAGGUUAUUAUGGUAGAAUAAUUGCAUGGGGGCCUGUUUUACUUCGAUCUCUCACGUUUAAAAGCAACAAGAAAACAUAUGGGCCAUUUGGCAAUGACGAAGGAACAAGUUUUUCACACACAAUGAAUGGAGGAAAGAUUGUUGGGUUUCAUGGCAGGUCUGGUUGGUAUGUUGAUUCAAUCGGGGUUCAUCUAUUGCCUCGUCAGCAACAGAACUCCUCCAGACCUCUGGUACAUACACAGAGUCGAUGCAUCUCUACGGGAACUGAUAACGUUGGAUUCUCAGUAAUACAAGGUAAUAUAGGCCAAAGCUAUGAUAUAAUUCUUGCUGUCAAACAGAGGGAAGAUGUAAGUUCUAAGCCUCUAUCACUCAAGUCAAACAAAAAUAUUAAGCUCUCAAAGCAGUUCUCUAAUGAUUCUGAUCAAGACUCUAGCAAUAGUAGCAGUAGUGAUGAAGAAACCAAAGAGAAGAAAAGGGCAACAACCAAGACUCCUGCUGCCCAAAAAAUGCCUACUGUGUCAAAAGUUCCCUCCAUGGUUGAUGGUGUGGUAACAUAUGGUCCCUGGGGUGGUUCGGGUGGUUAUGCAUUUGAUGAUGGAACUUAUACAGGCAUCAAACAGAUAAACGUUUCUCGCAACAUAGGAAUCGUAUACGUCAAAGUUUUCUAUGAUAAAAAUGGAGAAGCUGUACCAGCAAUCAGACAUGGUGGAACAGGAGGAUUCAAAAAUGACAAGAUAAUCUUCGACUAUCCAAAUGAAAUUUUAACCCAUAUAACAGGCUCAUAUGGACCUGCAAUGUACAUGGGGCCUAAUGUCAUCAAGUCACUCACUUUCCAUACCAAUAUCAGAACGGUUGGCCCAUUUGGUGAUGAACAAGGAAACUCUUUUAGCUCCAAACUGAAAGAAGGGAAAAUUGUUGGAUUUCAUGGGAAAAGUGGUUUGUUUUUAGAUGCUAUUGGUGUGCAUGUAAUAGAAGGGAAAGUACCUGUGCCUGUCAGAAAUCCUACUUCUAGUGCAAUUGUUCCUGUGGGUAAUCCUCCUUCUAAUGCAAUCUUUCCUGUGGCUAAUCAUCCUUCUAAUGCAAUCGUUCCCAUGUCUAAUCCUCCUUCUAAAGCAAUUGUCCCUUUGGGUAAGCAACCUGCUAUUUCUGAGAUUGACCAUCCUCAAUGGCCUAAUAAACUAGUUUUGGCAAAGCGAGGACCGGUUGAAGAGGUUGCUUGUGGAGUAGUGAAAGAACCAGCUCCAUGUGGGCCAGGACCAUGGGGUGGGGAUGGAGGGAGACCAUGGGAUGAUGGGGUAUUUACUGGGAUUAAGCAGAUUUAUUUGACAAGAGGACCAGAAGCCAUUCACUCAAUCCAGAUUGAGUAUGAUCGAAAUGGACAAUCAGUUUGGUCUGUUAAGCAUGGUGGAAGUGGAGGAAAUAUAAUGCACAGAGUGAAAUUGGAAUUUCCACAUGAGGUGCUCAUUUGCAUAUCCGGUUACUAUGGUAGUAUUGACAGAGAUGAGAGGCCUAAAGUUAUAAAGUCACUAACAUUUUAUACGAGUCGAGGGAAAUAUGGUCCGUUUGGUGAAGAAGUCGGAACAUUUUUCACUUCUACCACAACAGAGGGCAAAGCGGUUGGAUUCCAUGGAAGGAGCAGCUUGUAUUUGGACGCCAUUGGAAUUCAUAUGCAACACUGGCUUGGUAAUCAGAAAACCACAAAGUCUUCCCUCUUCAGAAGAUUUUGAUUUUGGCAUUUUGGGACCAAAGUAAGCUAUCACGUAAUAACGAUACAAAAAGUAUAGUACGAACUUUUAGAGGAAGUAAAAUAAUGCUCCGGUUGUUUCCUCUUUGGGUUGGAGGAGAGAGAAAAAGGAGAAAAUUUGGGAUUCAAUAAUGGUCUAUAUGAUAAAUGAGCCCAGUACUUGCUUGAUUCGAGGCUAGAGCCUUGCCUGUAUACGAUAAUUAAGAUUCUUGUUAAUGAUUCCUAGUUCAGAUUGAGUCUAAUUAUUCUAAUACUCUUCGGCUCUUUGCUAUC
This is a messenger RNA of Ziziphus jujuba (common jujube), 5328 nucleotides long. Its product is annotated as pentatricopeptide repeat-containing protein At1g19720. The record is from RefSeq and is a predicted model, not a curated record. Bases 131 to 5038 code for a protein of 1635 amino acids. NCBI's taxonomy places the organism in Eukaryota, Viridiplantae, Streptophyta, Magnoliopsida, Rosales, Rhamnaceae. Gene Ontology annotation, molecular function: protein binding; zinc ion binding; carbohydrate binding. The transcript is spliced from 9 exons. Gene Ontology annotation, biological process: RNA modification.